UCCACCGCGGUAUAUGUAGUUUGUAUUUCGUGAGGUUACUCGUGUUAACACGAGUGCGUGAACUACAUUCCCCAAAAGGCACAGCGUUGUAUUUGUAUCCCUUGCCUUUAAACCCCGAUGACAGCCCGAGGAUGGAGGCAGUUUUAGCAAAGUAUGAAAACAAGAUCAACGCAUUCUCUGAGUAUCUAGAAGACCUUCCAGACACCGCAGAGCCUGUGUGGAUUUUAGGGGCACGCUACAAUAUCAGAACAGAUAAGUCUGAGCUGCUGGCAGAUGUUCGGUCGCGGCUAUGGUUCACAUACAGAAAAAAAUUCUCUCCCAUUGGGGGGACGGGCCCCUCCUCGGACGCAGGCUGGGGGUGCAUGCUGCGCUGCGGACAGAUGAUCCUGGCACAGGCUCUGCUGUGCUGGCGCCUGGGCCGAGACUGGCGCUGGGGGCAGGAGGGAGGCGAGCCGGAGGAGUACAGGCGCAUCCUGCAGUCGUUCCUGGACAGGAAGGAUUGCUGUUACUCCAUACACCAGAUGGCUCAGAUGGGGGUCGGAGAGGGCAAAUCAGUGGGAGAAUGGUACGGCCCAAACACAGUCGCCCAAGUACUCAAGAAACUUGCACUGUUUGACGACUGGAACUCCCUUGCAGUGUAUGUGUCAAUGGACAACACGGUCGUCAUCGAGGACAUCAAAAAAUUGUGUCAGCAGCCUGGCCGGGGCAGGCUGAGGACAGAAGCUUGCGGUUGGGGGGAGCCGUUUGCCACCACCGACUCUGUGGAACCAGGAAGUUCUCAAACACCUGGAAACCAUGUGACUUCCUGUCCCCACCCCCACACACGCUCUUGUUCUGAAUGGAGGCCUCUGCUGUUGAUCAUACCUCUCCGUGUGGGAAUCAACCACAUCAACCCUGUUUACAUUCAGGCUAUCAAGGAGUGCUUUAAGAUGCCUCAGUCGCUGGGCAUGCUGGGAGGGAAGCCCAACCUGGCCUACUACUUCAUCGGAUUCAUUGGCGAGGAGCUGAUCUACCUGGACCCCCACACCACGCAGUCAGCGGUGGAGUCUGAGCGUGGCGUCGCCGUGGACGACCACAGCUACCACUGCCAGAGGACGCCGCGGCGCAUGAAGGCCCUGAGCCUGGAUCCUUCCGUUGCGCUGGGCUUCUUCUGUAAGAACGAGGAAGACUUUGACAGCUGGUGUCACCUGGUUCAUCAGGAGAUUCUGAAAAAGAGGAACCUGAGGAUGUUUGAGCUGGUGGAGAAACACCCCCCUCACUGGCCCCCCUUCGUUCCUCCAACCAAGCCAGAUGUCCAAACUACAGGAGCUGAGUUCAUUGAAUCGACCGACAAGCUGUUUGAAUCAGAAGAAGAGUUUGAGAUUCUUAACGUUUGAGAAGCUUCGCCUCCGCUUCAUCUUGCCGAAGGUGAGGGCGAAGACCAGUCGGGCUGCUCCAGGCCUGACCUGCUCUGCGAGCCGGUGUGUCCGUCCCGCCACAGAAGUGCCUCAGAAACACACGGACACAAGCAAAAGCCUGCUACCAGUGUGCAAAAAACCGCAAUAAAACUAAACUACGCAAACAUAGGAAAUAAACAAAAUGGACUCCAGUGCAAGACUGAGAAGGAGUGCGCCUUCCGCUCGCGUGAGGAAGUCCUCAGAUUCUGGCUGCUCAGUAGGAACAUAGCAUCUACAGCCUGCGGUUCGCAGUGGGCUGAUGUAAAGACUGCCUUAAGGUCUCCUCAGCGCUUGUGCUUUGUCAUACUGCAGACGGCUGACUGCACUGUCAGGGACCUUGUGGAGGAUAGUUGCAAAGAUGACUGUAUCUCUGGAAAAGCCAUCACCUCAAACUACUGUAUUCUACCUCCUGCCUCCAGGAGACUUAAAUAUGCAGAACACCUUUCAGUGUUAAAAACAACAAGAAAACUAAAACCACAGGACAGCUUGUACAGUAUAUGGUAAAAAGUGCCUCAUUGAAAUAUAUAUUUAUAUGCUCUUUAAUGGUUAGGUUAAGGUUUUUAGUUAACUGAAGGGUAAUGUUGCAUACGCCUUCCCAGCAUACUCUUGUAAAUAUGGCUGUUAAUAAAGAUAUUUAAUACACCUUAA
Molecule: messenger RNA, 2084 nt
Organism: Anguilla anguilla (European eel)
Lineage: Eukaryota; Metazoa; Chordata; Actinopteri; Anguilliformes; Anguillidae
Gene: atg4a
Product: autophagy related 4A, cysteine peptidase
Exons: 13
Coding region: 132-1376 (414 amino acids)
Molecular function (GO): protein-phosphatidylethanolamide deconjugating activity
Source: RefSeq, a predicted model, not a curated record